AUGGAUAAGCUUGUUAUUGAAUUGCCAUUGGUUGAUGCAGUUAAGACUUCUCCAAUGCUUAGGAGAUAUGUCAAGAGAAUGGUAACCAAGGAUUUGAAUGCUGAGAAAGGAGUGAUGAUGAUUUCAGCUCAAGUCAGUGCCAUCAUUCAGAACAAGAUCCCAGAAAAGCUUCCUGAUCCAGGUAGUUUUGUUCUUGAUUGUACAAUCUUCAAUGAGAGGUUUGCUAGAUAUUUGUGUGAUCUUGGUUCCAGUGUCAACUUAAUGCCUAGAUCAGUAGCACUCAGCCUUGGGAUGACAGAUUUCCAACCCACCAAGAUUACUCUUAUACUUGCUGACCGUUCAUUCCGCAUUCCUGAUGGUAUUCUUGAAGAUUAUGAAGAAGAGCCUAAGGAUCCUCUAAUCUUGGGAAGAUCAUUCUUAGCCACUGCUGGUGCUAUUAUUGAUGUCAAGAAAGGACAGAUUGGCCUUAAUGUUGGAGACUUGCAGAUGCGUUUUGACAUAAAUAAGCUGGUUAAGAGGCUAACUAUAGAUGGUCAAACUUUUUAUGUGGAUACAUUGUCUAAUCUUGCUGAAGAGAUUUUUAAGGAGCUGCAUCCUGAAGAUCCUCUUGAGAGAGCAUUGGUUGCUUCUACUGAAGAAGCUGAGCAUUUAGAUGACAUUGCUGCUGGUACUUCUUCACAAGCUGAGAAACUAUCAGAUUGGAGCCUUGAGAAAGCUCCAAAGUUGGAUCUCAAGCCACUUCCUGCAGGUUUAAGGAAUUUCUCUGGACAUGUGCAUGCAUAG
Molecule: messenger RNA, 783 nt
Organism: Camelina sativa (false flax)
Lineage: Eukaryota; Viridiplantae; Streptophyta; Magnoliopsida; Brassicales; Brassicaceae
Source: RefSeq, a predicted model, not a curated record